Xiphophorus maculatus (southern platyfish) is the source of this 5827-nucleotide messenger RNA. RefSeq lists its product as uncharacterized. Gene Ontology annotation, biological process: regulation of glycogen biosynthetic process. Gene Ontology annotation, cellular component: protein phosphatase type 1 complex. The coding region runs from base 22 to 3576 and encodes 1184 amino acids. The record is from RefSeq and is a predicted model, not a curated record. Gene Ontology annotation, molecular function: glycogen binding; protein phosphatase 1 binding. Lineage: Eukaryota; Metazoa; Chordata; Actinopteri; Cyprinodontiformes; Poeciliidae. The transcript is spliced from 4 exons.
CGGCACUCACUGUGGGGCUUCAUGGAGUUUGCAGGGCAGCUAAGACCUUCCGAGGCCUGUAACUACCUCGCAGUCCCAGGCCUCUCCGGCUUGGACCCAGAUGAAGAUGAGGGCGAUUUAGUUGUCGGUUUCAGACCUAAAUCCUCCCCCAUACCAUCCAGAAGGAGCUCGUUCUCGGACGAGGACUCGGAUCCCGAGCCUCCUUACUGCAGCUCCCGGAGGGUGUCGUUUGCCGAUGCCAAAGGCCUCAGUCUGGUGCAAGUGAAGGAGUUUGACACGUGGGAUGUACCCAAACUACCGGGAAGCGACUCCUUAGUUGUCGAGGGUAAAGAUUCAGUGGAAUAUCACCUCUCGCCUUUAACUUUCUCCCUUCCACUGCCUUCCGAAGAGGUGCUUGCCAAAGUAUUGAGUCAGAAAGUAGAAUUGGAAACAAUUGGGUUACUUCCAGGGACCACGAUACUUAAAGGAGUGAUCCGCGUUCUCAACAUCUCCUACAACAAGUCUGUCUACAUAAGAACUUCUUUGGACAGGUGGGCCACCCACUUUGACCUUCUGGCAGAGUAUGUCCCCGGCUCCAGCGAUGGAGUGAUGGACAGCUUCUCGUUUAAGCUUACUUUGGGGCCACCUUUCGGGGAUCAGGGAGUCAGGGUCGACUUUUGUCUGCGGUACGAAACUCCCGUGGGGACAUUCUGGGCUAACAAUAACAACAGAAACUACGUGCUCUCCUGCCAGCGCGGCAUGAAAGGGGGAGCAGAGAAAGCACAGAGGGAAAAUGCAAACAAGAAAAGCUGCCUGAAGUCCGUCAGUCAGAGUGUCUCCACUGUGGAAAACAUUUCAUCAAACCCAGCUUCAACUCAGGAAAACAUGUCAACAGAUGAGUCUGUCCAGGGAUUGGAGGUGGGAACUUUGGAAACCAAGAAAACCUCUGAAGGACAAUCAACAACUUCGACCCGAGAGGGACAGAAACUACUGAUGGAGAACAAACAGAACAGCAGCAGAAGAAGGCAAAGACAAGCGGCACGGAUGGCCAGACUGAGGGACUGCUACACCCAAAGAGAUGGAGGAGCAAAUGACCCUAGCAAAGACAAAGCCCCCCCAGAAACAGAGCAAGUAACUCGCGAAGAAACCCCAGGAGACAAUGUUGUCGGUUUGCAGCCGUUUAACGAGGGACAAGUUAAGUCAGAAUGUCCUAAGUUUGUUUUUGAGGCCCUUGAAGAAGCACAUGACCGGACAUCCACCAAGCAAGUGAAAUCUGACCUGGCUGUAUUAGCGCGAGGCGAGAGUGUUCCAGAUGUCUCAAACAACCCCCUGGAUUCAGACGGUGAGCCGGCCCCAGAAGAACAGCAAAAUAUCGGCAAGUUUGUCACCACAAAUCAGGAUGGAGACGUGAGUUUACCAUGCACUAGCAACUCAGUAACAGCGAGGAGCGAAACCCUCAUUAGUCAGAGCGACAGUUUCACAUUCGGCACAGUGGUUGCUGCACCGUACUGCCAGGCAUUUCAGAGGGUGUCAGCUGAAAACCCUGUAAAUACUGAAGACUUCAGCCUUCCCUCUGAACCCACACAGACCUGUGGCAUUGUUCCAGUUAGCACUAGAAGUAACAUGGGCAAAGUGCAGGGAGAUCUGACCAGCACUCAGGGACCAAGUGAUGAAAGCUUGUCUGUCAAACUGGUCAGUCCAACCUCUGAAGAAAAAAAGACCUCGAAUAAGAGCCCAAAGCAUUUGGACAUUGUGGAGAAUCCAACUGAGAUGGAAAAGAAAUCUAACCAAUCUUUGGGUCAACAAUGUCCUGUGGAAGACAAUGUGCUGUUUGAGAGUGUGAACUCCCAGACAGAAGCACAGGAGGAAAUUUUGGCCUAUGAAGCACCACAGUGUCAGUCAACAGAGACAAUGUUUUCCCUCAGUUCAGCAAAGGUAGAGGAAACCCUUGCAAAGGAUGAAAGUAAAGAGGAUCUCAAAGAUUUUUGGAUUAUGCUAGAGCAUAUAGACGAAGAGGUGGACCUACUGGUCAAUGGUGUCCAAGAGAAGAUUUGUGAGAGUGCAGAGGUCAGCAAGGAAAGUGAAAGUAGGAAAACUGCUUUGGUGAAAGAUAAACUUCUCCAGAUAUUCGAUGAAUUGAAUACCAACCUGACUGACAGCAAAGUUUGUCUGAAUAGUCUCGUCUAUCUUUGUGAACCAGAGAGAACGAACCUAACAUCACUAGCUGCAUCUUCGGAAACUCAAGAAGAUGCAAAAGAAACAAAAGCUGAAGGUAAUGAUAGCAACAUUGGUGAGAUCAAGGAAAUGUAUGAUGUCACUCAAUCCAUCAUAAAUGACGUUAGAAGUAACAAUGAAUGCCAUGCCGAUAUGUUUAAAAGACAUAAUCAUCAAAAUGUUGUGGAAGAGACAGGGCGAUGUGAAAUGGACUCCUCUUUCUUAAAACAAGAUGAAGAUUUCCUUUUCAUAGACAUUGUAGAGGAGAAAAACUGGGAAAAGAUGGUUGAAGAGGAGGAAAACUGUGUCUUAUCAAAUGAAGAAGAAAGGGAGCUGCUACAUUUAACAACAGAGACCAAUGAAACUGAGGAGAAAGUAGAGGAAACAACAGAGGUCAAGGUACACAUUGCUGUGGUGUUAGAGAGUCAAGCAUGCCUAGGAAAGGAAUUCAAGCAGGUUAAGGCCAUAAAGACAGGUGGAACAGAAAGUACUGAAGUAGACAAAAUAGAAGGGCAAGAAGUAGCAGAGCAACAGAAUGAGACAGAGAGACAAUGGAUGAGUAUGGAAAGAGCAAGGCUCAGAGAGGAAGAGGAAAAGAUGGAAACAGAUAUGAAGCAGGAUAUAAUAAUCCCAGCUAGAGAAGCAGAAGAGCUUGUAGUUACAGAUGCAGACUCAGACAUGACAAAGCAAAACAACGAGGAUGAACCAGGGUCUUUUAAAGUAGGGUCAGACAUCACACAAAACAAGGUUGAAGAUGAUUUAUCUACUCUAGUGAGCAGAGCAACGAAGAACUGUCCAAAUGAGAGGCAAUAUGCGUCCAUCCAGACGGAUACCCUACGCAAGAAGGACGACCAAUCAAACACGGACACCAAGCACCUUACUUCCAAAGGUGGUAUGUGCGAUUCAUUGGAGGAACCUGACAGCGCUUCUGCAGAGUCGGAUUCAGACGAAGAGCUGCGUUUGUAUGUGCACUGCCUGAGGGCACCGCAGGUCCACACAGACAAGAUCAGAGAGGCGGGGUUCACAGCACGCAAGAGGCCCUCUAUAAGCCGAGGCAAAGUGCUGUCAACAUCCAUGCCGUCCAUCAGCGAAGCUCUGGACGAAGAACAGCAGCACAGCAGCCCUCUGGAGACUUACGAGGUUGUAAAAACAGCUGCUGAGCCAAGAGCCAAUACACAGGAGAGUAUACACCAAACUGAGUGGAGGUGGAAAGACUUGUUUUCUUGCGACAAGGUCUCUAAGACAUUGCUGUAUGCCUCCUUAAUGGUUGGGUUUACAGUUGUGGCGUAUCAUUAUGAUUUCCUUGCCUGUUUCUUGCUUUACUUGAUAUCAGUCAUCUGGCUGUGCUGUCAAAGAGAGAGAGAACCCAUUAAAAACAAGUAAAGAAAUUAAUUACACUGUAAAAAAAAAAAAAAAAAAAGCAGAUUUGAGUGUGUUUCAAAGAGACUCCUGGGCAUUAAACCUUAGAUAUGAGAAUAAUUCCUGAGUUUUCCCUAUGGGAGGAUGUGUAGAUUCUGUUGUCAAGAGUAUAAACAAUUAGCUGUAACCCAAACAGAAAAUUAGGUAUUAUUAGUUCUGAACGGCAUGUUGGGGUGUAAAUAAAAGUUACAUGUUUGCUGUGUUGGGCUGUGGAAUAAAACCUAUAGUAAGAGGGUAAUAAAUUACAUAAAUGCUACCUAUUUGUGUGGACAUUUUUAACCCUUUAAUUGUCACGAGGACAUCGGUGUCCACAUGGAUCCAUUAUAUAACAUGUAAGCAUUUUCAAGGUGACAGUAAAUGUGUAUUGUAAAGGGUUAAAGAGGCAAUCUCAUCUCACUUAAAGUUAACUACAACCAAUUUGAGAAGUACAGCAGACUUGUGGAAGCAGAUUCCCCAAUUAGAUAAGACCAAAUGUUUCUGGCCUAAAUGUUAUGGGAGGUAGAAAAACAAAACUGUACAGUUAUACUGUCAAGAAAAAAAAAUAAAUUAAGCUACCAUUACUGUUGAGCCUGUCAUGGGAAACCUGCAUCCUUGGUGUUUAACAGGGAAAGUGGCAACCAGACACCGAACUUGGUUAAUUAUUCAUCACUGUGAACAAAGCAGUAGUGUUGGACUCGCGUUGGACUUGUGUGUUGACACUAUCUCAGGAAGGAAAAACGUCAUCAGUGAUCUUAGAGAAACAAGUGAUGCUGCCCAUCAAGACUGAAAGGCUGGGUCCAAACAAAGUGGAGUGCUUCCACAAGACAUUUCACCUUAAGGAAAAUCAUUCACAAGCAGAAAACAAUCCACUAGUCUUUACAGCACUAGAUGUUUCUAGCAAAUACUUCCCAAGAUCAGACACUGUAACACUUGGAGAAAUUACAAAUAAAAGACCCAUGGGCAAUAUUUGAGACUCUGUGGUCACCAUAAGUAAGGUUUGCAAUAUUGCAUUUGACUGAAAAUGUAAAACUGAAUGAAAGACAUUUGGGGCAACGUUCUUUAGGCAGAUGAUCCCAAAGACAUAUUCAAAGAGAUAUUCAAUCAUAAUGCACAGUGGUAGAAUCCAAAGACAGCAUAUCAACACAAACAUCUCAUAUCACCUGCUAAGCAUGGCUCCAUUACUGUAGUGAUAAUAAAUAAAACACACUGUACUAGAUAAAACCCAGCAACAAAAUACAUUUUGCUAUUUGACAAGGGGUGUUUUUUCCCCCCCAAGUGUAACAUACAUUCAUAAUAUGUGACUGUAUGCAAUAUUUUAACCCAAGUUUCAGUCAAAGGAAUGAAAAUGUUCUCAAUUAAUGAUGCCAACCAAUAGAAUAACAUAAAAACCAAUGCAUCAUCUUUACUCAACAUACACAGUCAGAGCUACAGUAGGGGACCUCAACAGCUUCGUUCCAGGGAGUCCAUUUGGAUUCAGAGCUCAUAUGCGCAGCUAAAUAAACAGCAUUGUGGCCAUCAUGUGUUGAGAGUUAUUUUGAGGGUGAGGAAUAGUUUCAAACUGUCAAGGGGAUUUUAAAAGAAUUUAUGACUGCUGACAUUUUGUAACGCAGCUAGAGUCGGCCUUCCUUUGCACAAAAUCACAUUUAAAUGUGGAAGAAAGUGGGAAAAAAAUCUAUUUUAAAUCCAACUUUGUUCUCAUUGUUUAUGGCCAUUUUCAGGAAUGGUAAUUAAAAUUUGUUCAUAAUGCAAUGUACUUGACAAGUUAAAACGUUUUUGUGACUAUUGUACAAGUUUUGAAGUUUUAAAUUCAUGUUUUUUUCCAUAUAGAGUGAUACUCUCUCUACAGUCCUGUGGGUGAAGCAAUCCCCAGUUUGUCACAUUGUUAUAUCUUCAAGGAUUCAACUUCAUCAAGGUCUGAGUCUCCGAAAAGGAUCUCUUUGGAAACCACUUCUGCUGGGAUAAUGCAUCACUUCCUGUUUCCAUUUUACUUCCUGUUUGUCCUCCCAGUUACUCACCUUCCCGUUUAAAUCUGUUUGAAGAAGCUACCCAUCUUACACAUUCUAAUAUUUAUUAAUUAAACUUGUUUAACCUUUUCUGAGGUUUGGUAUGAGUUCUGGGUGUGAUUAGUACAUCCCUUUUUACAAUGAUACAUUGAAGUAAAAGUAACUUUCUGUUGUUUUUCUAACAAAUUUUCUGGCUGUUAUUGUCAUUCAGAGCCUUAGAAACGUUUUCAUUC